AUGUAUACACCAAUAGAAUAUAUUUUCACAUUAAUUUCAAUUUUAAAUUUGAUCACUGCAUUUAUUAUCUAUAUUAUAAACAAAAGACAGGGUAUAUCAAUAAAUAGUGGUAAAAAUUUUAAAAGUUUUAGAAUUUGUAUCACAAUGUCUUUAAUGUUUGGAAUGUUUUCAAUGUUAUUAUUAUUUAAAAAUUUAGAAAUUGGUGCAGGUAUUGGUGAUAAUGGUAAUAAAAUUGAUUAUUCCAGUUUCAAGAAUAAUACUACUAUUACAACAUCAAAUAUGUAA
This is a messenger RNA of Lodderomyces pseudojiufengensis, 285 nucleotides long. RefSeq lists its product as uncharacterized. Bases 1 to 285 code for a protein of 94 amino acids. The transcript has a single exon. The record is from RefSeq and is a predicted model, not a curated record. Lineage: Eukaryota; Fungi; Ascomycota; Pichiomycetes; Serinales; Debaryomycetaceae.